Messenger RNA from Hyla sarda, 4105 nucleotides. It is a transcript of the gene ABHD11, whose product is annotated as abhydrolase domain containing 11. Lineage: Eukaryota; Metazoa; Chordata; Amphibia; Anura; Hylidae. The record is from RefSeq and is a predicted model, not a curated record. The transcript is spliced from 6 exons. Gene Ontology annotation, cellular component: mitochondrion. The coding region runs from base 152 to 1072 and encodes 306 amino acids.
GCCAGUAGUAAACAGGGCUCCAAUAUCUUGCAGCCGGGAAACUAUCUCGUGAUAUGUGGUAAACCCCGCCCACUACGGCGGCGUCCCCAAUAGCAGCUCCAUAUCUACCCGCAGCCGGCGCGCAGUAACCGGACCGCUAUUAACGCUUCCAAUGCCGCUACCGGCGUCUAUAGUGUGUGCAGGCGGGAGUCGGACCUGGGGACUUAUAACGAGGGCAUUCAGCGUUUCUGGUAAACCUUCUCUCUCUACACACCGCAAAUGCCAUGGCGGCCCUGUUGCUUUGUCCUAUGACUUGUAUGAAGGAAAGGCAUCUGGACCACCCUUGGUUUUGCUUCAUGGAUUGUUUGGUAGCAAAUCGAACUUUCAGUCUAUUGCUCGAGCUUUGGUGCAACGGAUUGGUAGAAAGGUGUUGACACUAGAUGCCCGCAACCAUGGCAGCAGUCCACAUUGUGAUAUCAUCACGUACCCUGCGAUGAGUGAUGAUGUGCGUCAUCUUCUGCAACAGCUAAACAUUCCUAGAUGUGUCUUAAUUGGCCACAGCAUGGGAGGAAAGACUGCCAUGACCUUGGCACUGCAACAACCUCACAUGGUAGAGCGCUUAAUAUCUGUGGACAUUAGUCCUUCUACAACAUCUCCUCAGACCGGUUUCCCUCAAUAUAUUAAAGCUAUGCAGAAUGUACGUCUUGAAGGAGAGAUGCCAAGGUCUACAGCCAGAAGAUUGGCAGAGGAGCAGCUCAAUGCAAUAGUAAAGGAACCCUCUGUACGCCAGUUUUUGCUAACCAAUCUUUUGCAAGAAAAUGGUCAUUUUAAGUGGAGAGUAAAUCUUGAAGCCAUCUCAAACCAUCUCCAAGAUGUGCUAGACUUCCCUGAGUUUCAUUCAUCUUAUUCUGGACCUACACUCUUUCUGGGAGGAGCUAAUUCUCCAUACAUCAGUUCAGAGAACUAUCCUGAUAUAGAACGCCUUUUCCCAUGUGCAAAUGUGGAAUAUAUUCAAGGUGCAGGGCACUGGGUACAUGCGGAGAAGACCCAGGAUUUCCUCAAUGCCAUCUGCAACUUUGUAGAGUCAACAUAACAGAAGACAGAAUAUUCUGUAGAGCCAGUCUGUGAAAUAUAGUUCUAAUUGUCCCGUGAUCUGCCCUCUACGCUGGUGAAAAAAUGUUAUUGCAGUAUUAGGCUAUAUUCACACAACGGAAUUUCCGCAAAGCUUGCUGAACGGAAUUGUGGUGGAAUUUUAGUGGAAUUACUGGGUUCGCAGAACACAGAAUUCUGCCAAAAUUUAAGCAAAAUUGACUUCCAUUAGCAUUCUGCCACGGAAUUCCACAAAACAUUAAGACUGGUCUUCUAUUUUGUCGGAAAGCAGAAUUUCUGCAGUGGGCAUUCUGCUGUCUGAAUAGGACUGAUUAAAUCAAUGGGCAAUACAUUUCGGUGGACUUUCUGGCGGAAUUCUUCCAUGGAAUUUUGUGCAGAAAUUCUGUCGUGUGAACAUAGCCUUAUAAGGCUUACAAAUAAGGGUGUGGAAAGUUUAUCAAUGUUAAUGUUAAAUUGCAUAUAUUUGUUACUCAAAUUGGAGAUAUGUAUAUUCUUUUUUUUCCUUUUAGAAAUAUUGUGAUUUAUUAUGUUUUGUUUGGAAGACAUUUUUUUCCAAAUCAAUAGUCUGUCAUCAGUUUCUAAGAAACUUGUGCAUAAGUGACAACUAUAAGAGUUCCUUAUAUUUAAAUGUCUUUCUAUGGCACUGCUCUACACUGCUCUAUUGUAUACAUUUAUUUUGUCAUACUUUUAGUUUACCUGUACAGUUUAGAUCAGGGGUUUCAAACUCCCAGCCCACAGGCUAAUUGCAGCCCGUGGAGCAAAACUUUGCGGCCCGGGCGCCGGGCAGGUGAUUUCUUCGGGCAAGCAGUGCUAAAUGCCUUAAGACUUCAUUUACGUCGGCACACACUACUACUCUGCCUAUAUCUCCCUGCUGCAGCCUAUAACGAGCCUUCCUGGAGGGAUGCGCACGAUUGAUGACAUCAUUGCAUGCACAGGACGCAAACGUCCUGUGUGGCGCAUGUGAUGACAUCACCUAACCUGCGCAUCCCCGCAAAGAAGGCUCGUUUUAGGCUGCAUCAGGGAGAUGUAAAUACUGUAGCUGUGAAACUUAACUUGCCUAAUAAGGGAGGACCUGCUUAUCACCAGGGGCUAACCUAUCUUCUUAGGGGCCAUGAUUGUUUAAAUAGGAGCCCUACCUUCCGGAGGUAAUAUCUAUCUGGGUCGCUGUACACCUACUGGGAACCCUACCAGAAAUUCGGGUAAAGCUCCCCAGUAGGUAGACAGGCCCCAUAUCUAUCUGGGGGGCAUUAUAUGUGAGGGGCGCAUGCGGCCCAGCCUCUACCUCCAAGAUAAUUUUAGUUUGAGACCCCUGGUUUAGAUCCAAUAUAAAUGCAUUCUACAGUAUGCGUAUCUGUAUAUCCCACAUCAUUCUGCUUUGGCUGCUUGCAUGCAGUAACUGCUUGGAAUCAGCCUUGGACAUCUUGUCAUCUCUUCUGUUCAGGAAUACAUAAGGCAGCCCAUCAUAGAACAGCACUAGUACAAGUCUGCUUGUAUGCUGGAGGACCACAACCUGCUUGCCAAUUGUGUUGUUAUAAGAAAUAAAUACAAUGCGUAUAGAAAGUCUAAAUACCUUUUCACUUUUUUAAAAAUGUUAGAAAUUUGUUAGAAAUUAGAGUAGGAAAAACUAAAAUUUUGCAUGGCCAUAAGGAUUCAGACAUUUUACUCAGUACUUAGUUGAAGCACCUUUGGCAGCAUUACAGCCUACAGUCUUUUUGAGUAGUAAAGGGGUACUCUGCCCCUAGACAUCUUAACCCCUAUCCAAGGAUAGGUAAUAAGAUGUCUGAUUGGGACCCCGGCAAUCUCUCCUGCAGCCCCUAGUCAUCUGCAGUACUGAACCGAAGUUUGCUCUGUGCCAGAUGAUUCACAAUACAGGGGCCGGCGGUUUGUGACGUCACGGCCCGCCCCCUUGUGAUGUCAUGCCCCUCCCCCUUAAUGCAAGUCUAUGGGAGGGGCGUGGCCAUCUUGAUGAGACAUCUUAUCCCCUAUCCUUGCAUGGGGACCGUCAGUGGAAGCCAUUGUCAAGUCUCUCCAGAGAUAUUACAUUCGGUUCAAGUCAGAGCUCUGGCUGGACCAUCCAAGGACAUAAAUCACUCCUUUGUUGUCUUGGCUGGGUGCUUGUUUAUUUGUUUAUUUAUUUAAUUCACUGCCCAAAAAAUAAAGGGAACACUUAAACAACCCAAUGUAACUCCAAGUCAAUCACACUUCUGUGAAAUCACACUGUCCACUCAGGAAGCAACACUGAACGUCAGCCAAUUUCACAUGCUGUUGUGCAAAUGGAACAGACAACAGGUGAAAAUAAUAGGCAAUUAGCAAGACCCUCCCCCCCCCCCAAUAAAGGAGUGGUUCUGCAGGUGGUGAGCACGGACCACUUCUCAGUUCCUAUGCUUCCUGGCUGAUGUUUUGGUCACUUUUGAAUGCUGACAGCGCUUUCACUCUAGUGGUAGCAUGUGACGGAGUCUACAACCCACACAAGUGGCUCAGGUAGUGCAGCUCAUCCAGGAUGGCACAUCAAUACGAGCUGUAGCAAGAAGGUUUGCUAUGUCUGUCAGCGUAGUGUACAGAGCAUGGAGGCGCUACCAGGAGACAUCAGGAAGUCCCUGAGGAAGCCUUCACAGCGAAACAACGUUGGGGUCUGACGUGCUACAUUGGGUAUGUGUAUUGUGACGGAGUGAUUGUUCCACCUCUUAUCCGGGCAAAAUUAUCUGUUCAUGACUUCUUAGCUGGACUCCGGUGAUUUUCUGGUUACCUUGCCUCUCACCUUUUGGGUUCUUUUCAUUGCCCGGUUUUCAGGUGGAACAAUCGCCCAAUCUGCUUUUUCCUGUAUUACUUGUCUGUCACCUGGGAUAUGUGCAAUAUAUAUGAACUGUGGCCAUUGCCUUCAUGUUAAAGUGUGUAUACUGUUUACAUCUAUUGCAUGCUGCACUUUAAUAGCUGUAUAGAUUGCACCAGUCACUUUAACUACCGUAUUUAUUGGGGUAUACCACGCACCGGCCUAUAACACGCACCCUCAUUUUAC